CGCCAAAACACUUCCGCCUUGUGGUCCAGGCUGUCUUUCCACGGUCUCCGCCGGUGUGAUCGCACAGCCGGAGUUUACACCUCGGAUCACGACCUAAAACAUUUACUAAGAUGCCUCCCAAAAAGCAAGAAGCCCCCAAAGCUCCCCUUUUAAUCGGACGAUUCGGGACAUCUCUGAAAAUCGGAAUUGUCGGAUUACCUAACGUUGGGAAAUCCACCUUCUUCAAUGUGUUAACCAAGAGCCAAGCCAAUGCUGAGAAUUUCCCUUUCUGUACAAUCGAUCCCAAUGAGAGCAGAGUCCCGGUGCCAGAUGACCGUUAUGACUUCCUCUGCCAGUAUCAUAAGCCUGCCAGUAAGGUGCCGGCUUUCUUGCACGUGGUGGACAUUGCUGGGCUAGUGAAGGGAGCUCACGCCGGGCAGGGUUUGGGGAAUGCCUUCCUCUCCCACAUCAGCGCCUGUGAUGCCAUCUUCCACAUGACGCGUGCGUUUGAUGACGAGGACAUUAUCCACGUGGAAGGAAACGUCGACCCGGUCAGAGACAUCGAGAUCAUCCACGAGGAGCUCAGGCUGAAGGACGAGGAGAUGAUCAAUGAUAAGCUGGGGAAGACCAAUUUGCGAGGCGCGGACAAGAACAAACCAGAAUAUGACAUCAUGACAAAGAUCAAGAACUGGGUGGUGGAAGAAAAGAAACACAUCCGGUUUUACCAUGAGUGGAAUGACAAAGAGAUUGAGGUCCUAAACAAGCACCUCUUCCUCACAUCCAAACCUAUGAUCUACCUGGUCAAUCUGUCAGAGAAAGACUACAUCAGGAAAAAGAACAAGUGGUUGGCCAAAAUCAAGGAGUGGGUCGACGCUCAUGAUCCUGGAGCCAUCGUCAUUCCCUUGAGUGGAGCCCUGGAGUCCAAACUGCAGGACAUGGAGGAGGACGAGAGGACCAAGUACUGUGAGGAACAGAAGACACAGAGUGUACUGACCAAAAUAAUAAAGACGGGCUACGCGGCGCUUCAGCUCGAAUACUUUUUCACAGCGGGACCAGACGAGGUGAAAGCAUGGACCAUCAGGAAAGGAACCAAGGCCCCUCAAGCAGCAGGAAAAAUCCACACGGACUUUGAGAAGGGCUUUAUCAUGGCUGAGGUGAUGAAGUUCAGCGACUUCAAAGAGGAGGGCAGUGAAAACGCAGUAAAGUCUGCGGGAAAAUACAGGCAACAAGGAAGAAACUACAUUGUGGAGGACGGGGACAUUAUCUUUUUCAAAUUCAAUACGCCCAAUGCACCCAAGAAGAAAUAAUUGGCAGACAUGUUGCCAAAAGGAAGAGGUCAGAAUACAGACUCUAGCGCCAACGUCCAUCGCUUUACGCUUCUCACCUUCUAAAACAAUGGAUGAAGCCUAGCAUACUGCCCCCUAGGCUGCCAGAUUUGGACCACAUUCACCACAUUCCUGUCUGCAUUUUAUCUGCUAUUCUGGUGAAGAUGACCAUUUUCUUGCAAAAGGAAGAGCUAUAUUAAGUUGACAUUGCACAGUACACAAUGGGUUUGUGUAUGCGCCAUUACAAAAUUAAGUAAAAAUAUUUAAGGCAUGAUUCCCACUGUCUGAUAAACUGAACACUUUAUGUAUAAUGAAAUUGAGCCUGUCCAAUUACAUUUUGUUUUACUACAUGUAAAUGCUAUGGUUUUCAUUCUGCUUUAAAGUUUGUAUUUUGGCCAGCCGUGCUCAUGGAAAAGGGGAAAGGGUCCAAGUGUCACAUCCAGAAUAAUGUGUCAAUAAAAGAACACUGUAAUCACA
Molecule: messenger RNA, 1781 nt
Organism: Boleophthalmus pectinirostris (great blue-spotted mudskipper)
Lineage: Eukaryota; Metazoa; Chordata; Actinopteri; Gobiiformes; Gobiidae
Product: obg-like ATPase 1
Exons: 11
Coding region: 111-1286 (391 amino acids)
Cellular component (GO): cytoplasm
Molecular function (GO): GTP binding; ATP hydrolysis activity; ATP binding
Source: RefSeq, a predicted model, not a curated record